Molecule: messenger RNA, 1835 nt
Organism: Dendronephthya gigantea
Lineage: Eukaryota; Metazoa; Cnidaria; Anthozoa; Malacalcyonacea; Nephtheidae
Exons: 2
Coding region: 103-1080 (325 amino acids)
Molecular function (GO): lysozyme activity
Source: RefSeq, a predicted model, not a curated record
UGAUUGGGACCGGAAAUUCGUUAAAAAUAUUGCGUUGUUCAACUUUAAAAGUGAAGAGUAAAUAUAAGAUAGAUCAGCAUAUCUGCUUGGACGCGAAUCGAAAUGUAUCUUUCGUUCACAUUGUUUUUGGUUCUUCUUGCCUCUGUGGCAAACGCUGAGGUCGCGAGUGAAUGUAAUUCCGCAGCAGUGAUAAAGACAUGGCAAACACAAUCGCUCUGCGCUCGCCGGGAAAAGAUGGGAGUACUUAUUGGUUAUGGCUACAACAUCAAUCUACCUCACGUAUACGGUGACUUCGCUGUCCUUGGCAUUGAUCCUACUGAUAUACGAAAAAAAGUGAUCAUGCAAGGACCAUCGGAAUGUGAUUGCACGCAAAGCUUUUGCCUUACUUCCGAACAAAGCGAACGACUCUUUCAAAUUAAUAUUGACCGUGCUCACAAACAAAUUUCAAGCAUACUCCGUUCCAGUCCAGGCCCGAUGCCUUGCUGCGACAUUCAAAAUUCACUCACGGCGCUUGCUUUUACAUUCGGAAUUGAUUUUCUGAAAGAUAUUCCCGAUGGCUUGUCCCACAUCAACAAUGGUCAUUGGCAAAAACUUGGCGCUGGGCUUAGCACGCGCCGUUGGUGUACCGUGACUGAUCACUGCAGUCCGCUAGCACAGAGAAUCAUGAAUGGCUGUGCUAAUGUUACAGACAACCUUGGUUGUGCACCACCGACACCGCAAUCGUGUGAUUCAGCAGGACGAUACUGUUGCGCUGCCAACAAUACCUGCUGUUCAGUUUCCCAAUCAAGACGGAAUCAGGCGUACUGGUGUUGUCCAUUAGCUGGUGCUGCAUGUUGUUCAUCCAGCAAUAGUUGUUGUCCGAAGAAGUAUCCAGUUUGUUGUGGCAAUACCAACUCCUGUUGCUUUGUGGAUUUUCCAGUGUGCUGUUUUCCAGGAACGUCACAAGCCUAUUGUUGUGCUGCCAGUUCACCAGUUUGCCUGGGCGAACAGCAUUGUGGCUCGCUUGAUCCAAACAUCCGUCCAGUGUUAGGGAAAGUAAACAGAGCCAAUCAACCUCCGCAACUAGAGAUUGUUCACUGAAGUGGGGCAAUUAUGGGAAUGAUUUUUCAAAUAUAAAAAAAAGGAAUUAAUUUCAAUAGAUUAUAACUAUAAUAAUACAGCAUCUCGUGAAUCAUUGAAAUAAAAGGUUAUUUCAUGGUCUCCAUGUAUACCAUUCAUUUCAGUACAAUAGUAAAAAAUAUAGACAAACCAUGUAGGCUCGCAUUGCAAUUUGACAUAAUCGACAUGUCGUAAUUCGCUAUAUACAUAGGCUCUAUUGAUUUUUACUAACUUUGACCAAAUAACCUCAUUAUCCAUGUUUUCCAGUUUAUUUACCGUCUUUCUCGCACGAAUAUGUUACUUUCUCAUUCAUCUUAUUCCUGACUAAACUGACAAUCAAGUAACAAUUACUUGUAAUAACACGAAAACGAGGCCAUUGGGUCGAAUAAACGGAAGAGUCGUAUGUCAGCUUAUUUUCACUAUCAGUGGUUUUGGACGGGAUAAGGUCAGUCAGGGACACCGGGACGAUCUUUAUUGACGCAUACGAAAGAAUGCAUGUUGAACUUCGCCAAGGUUGGCUAAAGCAGAAUUAUUAACAAAAUUCAAUGAAACUCUUUAAAUUAAAGGGGCAUCUGUAGCCUCCUGGGGCCGGUUGUAUAAAACUGCACAACUUUGAUUGGCCAAUUCUGCCUUUAACUACAGUUAAAAGUUAAUUAACUAGCCUUUUUAUACAACUGGCCCCAGCCCUUGCUGGUAAAAAGUGGAAAUUGGUAAGACUUAAGGCGCAAUUCUUAAUA